Molecule: messenger RNA, 3676 nt
Organism: Alligator sinensis (Chinese alligator)
Lineage: Eukaryota; Metazoa; Chordata; Crocodylia; Alligatoridae
Gene: MYO1C
Product: myosin IC
Exons: 31
Coding region: 117-3353 (1078 amino acids)
Biological process (GO): vesicle transport along actin filament; actin filament organization
Cellular component (GO): cytoplasm; actin cytoskeleton; microvillus
Molecular function (GO): actin filament binding; microfilament motor activity; ATP binding
Source: RefSeq, a predicted model, not a curated record
GCUUCUGGAUCAAAGAGCCCACUUAGUCUCUUGUUUCAGGGGAUUCUGCUGCAGUUCCUUAAUGUCAAUACCAUCCUGCGAAGGACAGAGAAAUCUGCUAAUUUAGUACUGGAAAGAUGGAACUGCAAAUUGAGUAUGUUCCCACAGGAGAAAUCAUCCGUGUGGUCAGUCGGAGCGGAGAAUGCAAGGCUGGAGCAGGGAGUAACGGUAUCCGGAUGACGAUGGAGAGUGCUUUGACAGCCCGUGACCGUGUUGGGGUUCAGGAUUUUGUCCUGCUUGAGAACUUCACCAGCGAAGCAGCUUUUAUUGAAAACCUGCGUAAACGAUUCAAGGAGAAUCUGAUCUAUACAUACAUUGGCUCAGUUCUAGUGUCAGUAAACCCGUACAAGGAGUUGGAAAUCUAUAGCAAACAACACAUGGAACGAUACCGUGGCGUCAGCUUCUAUGAAGUGUCUCCCCACCUUUAUGCUAUUGCUGACAAUUCAUACCGUUCCCUUCGCACGGAGAGGAAGGAUCAGUGUAUCCUGAUAUCUGGGGAGAGUGGAGCUGGCAAGACUGAGGCCACCAAGAAGAUCCUGCAGUACUAUGCAGUGACCUGUCCAGCCAGUGACCAAGUUGAGAUGGUGAAAGACCGCCUCCUUCAGUCCAACCCAGUCCUAGAGGCAUUUGGAAAUGCAAAAACUCUUCGCAAUGAUAACUCCAGCCGAUUUGGGAAAUACAUGGACGUGCAGUUUGAUUACCGGGGAGCCCCUGUUGGAGGUCACAUCCUGAACUACCUACUGGAGAAGUCUCGGGUCGUCCAUCAGAAUCACGGGGAGAGGAACUUCCAUAUUUUCUACCAGCUUUUAGACGGAGGAGAAGAAGAGCUCUUGCGAAGGCUGGGCCUUGAGAAGAACCCCCAACAAUACCCCUACUUAGUGAAGGGUCACUGUGCAAGGGUCAGUUCUAUCAAUGAUAAAAAUGACUGGAAGGUUGUGAGAAAGGCUCUGUCCAUUAUCAACUUUAAUGACAAUGAGGUGGAGGAUUUGCUGAGCGUUGUAGCUAGUGUGCUGCACCUGGGGAACGUGCAAUUUGCUGCUGAUGAACAGGGCAAUGCUCAGGUGACCACAGAAAAUCAGAUUAAAUAUCUGGCCAGACUCCUAGGGGUUGAAGGCUCUAUCCUUCGGGAAGCGCUGAUCCACAAGAAGAUAAUAGCCAAAGGGGAAGAGCUGGUCAGUCCUCUGAACCUGGAGCAAGCAGCUUAUGCAAGGGAUGCUCUAGCCAAAGCAGUGUAUGGGCGCACCUUCUCUUGGCUAGUGAAUAAGAUUAACAAGUCUCUUUCCUACAAGGAGACAGAGUUCCCAGGAUGGAGGAGUACAACAGUCCUAGGGCUGCUCGACAUCUAUGGAUUUGAGGUUUUUCAGCACAACAGCUUUGAGCAGUUCUGUAUUAAUUAUUGUAAUGAAAAACUGCAGCAGCUUUUCAUAGAACUGACACUGAAGUCGGAACAAGAGGAAUAUGAGUCAGAAGGCAUAGCGUGGGAACCUGUCCAGUAUUUUGACAACAAAAUCAUUUGUGAUCUGGUGGAGGAGAAAUUCAAAGGCAUCAUUUCUAUUUUGGAUGAAGAAUGUUUGAGACCUGGCGAUGCCACUGAUAUGACGUUUUUGGAGAAGCUGGAGGAAACAGUGAAGAAUCACCCCCAUUUUCUUACACACAAGCUGGCUGACCAGAAGACUCGCAAGUCGCUAGGCCGUGAAGAAUUUCGUCUCUUGCACUACGCGGGCGAGGUCACCUACAGUGUCUCAGGAUUUCUGGAUAAAAACAAUGACCUUCUGUUUCGGAACCUGAAGGAGACCAUGUGCAACUCUGAGAAUCCCAUUGUGAACCAGUGUUUUGAGAGGACGGAGCUGACAGACAAAAAGAGACCUGAAACGGCGGCAACUCAGUUUAAGAACAGCCUGUCGAAACUAAUGGAAAUUCUGAUGUCCAAGGAGCCAUCUUACAUUCGCUGCAUCAAACCUAAUGAUUCUAAACAAGCGGGUCAGUUUGUUGAAGUGCUAAUCCGACACCAAGUGAAAUACUUGGGACUGAUGGAGAAUCUGAGAGUGCGCAGGGCUGGGUUUGCAUAUCGCCGGAAAUAUGAAGUUUUCCUGCAGAGAUACAAAUCUCUCUGUCCAGAAACGUGGCCCAUGUGGGAUGGGCGGCCCCAUGACGGCGUGGCUGUGCUGGUGAAAUACCUAGGGUACAAACAGGAAGAGUACAAGAUGGGCCGGACAAAGAUUUUCAUCCGUUUUCCCAAGACUCUGUUUGCAACAGAAGAUGCUUUGGAAAUACGGAAGCAGAGUCUGGCCACUAAAAUCCAGGCUGCAUGGAGAGGUUUCCAUCAGCGACAGAAAUUCCAGCACAUGAAACAUUCAGCAAUAACUAUCCAGUCAUGGUGGCGUGGGACUCUGGGACGCCGAAAAGCUGCCAAGAAGAAGUGGGCAGUGGAGACCAUUAGACGGUUUAUUAAAGGUUUUAUUUACCGGAACUAUCCUCGGUGUGCAGAGAAUGAAUACUUCCUAGAUUACAUUCGCUAUUCCUUCCUGAUGAGCCUCAAGCGCAAUUUACCAAGGAAUGUCUUGGACAAGUCCUGGCCAACCCCUCCUCCAUCACUCUGCGAGGCAUCACAACUCUUGAGACAGCUUUGUAUGCAAAACAUGGUGUGGCGUUACUGCAAAAGAAUCAACCCAGAGUGGAAACAGCAGCUGGAUCAGAAAGUGAUCGCCAGUGAGAUUUUUAAGGAUAAAAAAGACAACUAUCCUCAAAGUGUUCCAAGGCUUUUCCUCGAUACUCGACUUGUCAAUGAAGACAUAAACACCAAAGUGCUCCAGGCUUUAGGAAGUGAAACAAUAAAGUAUGCAGUUCCUGUGAUCAAGUAUGACCGGAAAGGGUAUAAGGCAAGGGCACGGCAGCUGCUUCUCACCCAGACUGCAGUCUUCAUAGUUGAAGAAGCCAAAAUCAAACAACAAAUUGACUAUGCCAACCUAACAGGCAUCUCUGUCAGCAGCCUGAGUGACAACCUGUUCGUGCUCCACGUGCACUGUGAAGAUAACAAACAGAAGGGGGACGUUGUACUACAAAGUGAUCAUGCAAUUGAAACACUAACCAAAAUGGCCAUGAGUGCUGACAAAGUCGAUAAUGUCAACAUUAAUCAAGGGAGCAUAAAAUUUACAGUGGGACAAGGUAAAGAAGGCAUAAUAGACUUCACGUCAGGCUCUGAGCUGCUUAUAGCAAAAGCCAAGAACGGCCACCUCACUGUGGUAAGUGGACCAUCAGGCUUUCCACCGCACUCGUGCUCCCCUCUUCUCACUUGCAGGUGCUCAGCUUCAUAGCGUGGGCGGGUGCAGGACUGUUCAGUGUCUUGUGUAACUGCCUUAAGCAGCUGGAUUCAGAACAGCUACAUCACAUUCGUCAGCUCCAGCUGAGCUACAGCACAUUUUGGGGUGAGGGAAGGAGGCAUACUGUUGCUGUGGGAAGGUGACCAUCCCCCCAACCAAGCUGUCCUUAUGAUCUAAUAGUUCUGUCACUUUGCUUCCGUGUCAGAGGUCUGCGACACCACCUCAGUCACCAGGUGCGUGUUGUGCUCCUGCUGCGGCAGAACCUGCAGCGUGCGCCUCUAGGCCUCUUCAAUUUGUGCAGCAGCUGGUCCCAGAAG